This is a messenger RNA of Megalobrama amblycephala (Wuchang bream), 2716 nucleotides long. RefSeq names its product solute carrier family 1 member 9 (gene slc1a9). The transcript has 11 exons. NCBI's taxonomy places the organism in Eukaryota, Metazoa, Chordata, Actinopteri, Cypriniformes, Xenocyprididae. Gene Ontology annotation, molecular function: neutral L-amino acid transmembrane transporter activity; L-glutamate transmembrane transporter activity; glutamate:sodium symporter activity. The record is from RefSeq and is a predicted model, not a curated record. Gene Ontology annotation, cellular component: plasma membrane. Gene Ontology annotation, biological process: L-glutamate transmembrane transport. The coding region runs from base 326 to 2431 and encodes 701 amino acids.
UUCAUUUUUAUAGGUGCAGUUCUGGCAUGUUGUUGCCUGUGUUUAAAUGUAAAGACAUUCAUUAAAACAGGUUUAAGCUCACGACUUCAGGGGAAAUUGUUAGGUAUUGUAAAAAGGGAUGCAGAACCAAGGGUCAUAAGCUUCUCUAUCUCACUCUCUCUCUUUUCCCAUGAGGCCUCACAGAGGAUUAUGUAUGUGCAAUUGAAACUUGGCAAAUGACUUUCCUCCCUCCCCCCUCCAAAAAAAAAAAAAAAAAACAUUUCAGCAAUGCUGCCAAUCCGUCUUUAUGUCUGAGCAGCAACUGUUGUUUUAGUUUAAAUCUGAGAUGAAGAACAAACAGAUGAACAGGACAGGGAACAUCCAGAAAAAGAAAGAGAAAUGCAGGUCAAACAUGCAGAACAAAAUGGGCAAAAAGGCCAAGAUGGCGAACUCUGAUAGAAUGACGAAUAAGCAUUUGGGCAACCAGACAAGUGCAGCAUUGCAGAUGGACAAUGGAGUGGAGGCAGAAUUAAAAAACACCACGCACCAACAAUGUGGCUGGUUUUCACGCAACCUGCUCCUUGCCCUCACUGUGCUAGGUGUAAUAGCAGGCACAGUGAUGGGCAUGAUGCUGCGUUAUGUUCCUGAUCUGGACACAAACAGUCUCAUGCUGGUUUCCUUUCCGGGAGACGUCCUUAUGAGAAUGCUAAAGAUGCUCAUCCUGCCCCUCAUCAUUUCCAGUCUCAUUACAGGCCUGGCUGGUCUGGAUGCUCGCUCCAGUGGAAGAAUGGGCUCCAGAGCAAUGGUGUACUACAUGUCCACCACAGUAAUUGCUGCUAUUCUAGGUGUCAUCCUGGUGCUUGGCAUACACCCUGGGAACCCAAAACUCAGAUCCAGUCAGGUCAGCUCCGCCCCCAGGAACCAAGAGGUCAGCAGUCUGGAUGCCUUUCUGGAUCUGAUCCGAAACCUUUUUCCAGAGAACCUGGUCCAGGCCUGUUUUCAACAGGUUCAAACGGUGAUGAAAAAAGUAGCUGUGCCAGUCCAGAACCAAACAGAACCAAUCGUUGUCAACAGGAAGAAACUGGAAAUGAAGUGGGGAAUGAAUGUUUUAGGUUUGAUUGGGUUCUUCAUCACAUUUGGUAUCUGCAUGGGGAAAAUGGGAGAGAGGGGGAAGCUCAUGUCUGAUUUCUUCAACAUCCUUAAUGAGAUCAUCAUGAAGAUGGUGUCCAUGAUCAUGUGGUACUCUCCAUUUGGCAUUGCCUCCCUCAUCUGUGGGAAAAUUGCUGCCAUCGGUGACCUGGAAGUGGUGGCGCGACAGCUGGGCAUGUACAUGGUCACGGUCAUAGUUGGACUCAUCAUUCAUGGCGGGCUCAUCCUGCCAUUCAUAUAUUUUGCCAUGACUCGGAAAAACCCCUUCACGUUUUACUCUGGUAUCUUCCAGGCUUGGAUCACUGCUCUGGGAACAGCCAGCAGUGCUGGGACAUUGCCAGUGACAUUUCGUUGUCUGGAGGAGAAUCUGAAUAUUGAUAAGCGUGUGACUCGUUUUGUGCUGCCCAUUGGAGCCACUAUAAACAUGGAUGGCACUGCACUCUAUGAGGCCGUGGCUGCCAUUUUCAUUGCCCAGAUGAAUGAUAUUGCCUUAGAUGCAGGACAGAUUAUUACUGUCAGUAUGACAGCGACUUUGGCCAGUGUGGGAGCGGCCAGUAUUCCCAGUGCAGGUCUGGUCACCAUGUUGCUAAUCUUGACCGCUGUGGGCCUUCCAACUCAAGACAUCAGCCUGCUCGUCGCUGUCGACUGGCUUCUAGACAGAAUGCGCACCUCCAUUAACGUGGUGGGCGACUCUUUCGGGGCAGGCAUUGUGGACCACCUAUCACGGGCAGAGCUUGCUGUGAUCGACGGAGACAUCCCUCUAUCAGACGAGGAGUUCGUCCCCCCUCCACCACUGCUCACUGAAAUAGACCUUAUAGAUCCUCUCAAACCACCCGAACUGCCCCCUCGCUCCCCGCGCCCUCCCAAGCUCAAUCAUCACGCUCCGUCUCUGACCCCUUCACAGUCUCAAUCGCACUCCAUCCCGCACUCGCCCCGUUCCGUCCGUUCUCCGUCACCUCACUCCAUCCGUUCGCCCUCUCCUCGCUCUGUGUGCUCUCACUCCCCGAGGCCUUUCCGAACACAUUCCCCUCGUCUUUUACGCGGGACAGAGCCUGGAUACUGUGCCCUGCCCACUUACGACAACCAGAUUACCACACUUCCCAGAAGUUUCCGGGAGAGAGGCAGAGACCGGGAAAGAGACAGAGAAAGACAGAGACUGAGAGAACGGGAACGGGAUAAAGAGAGCGAGACUGAGGAGGACGAGGAGAAAGAAAGAAUGAUGGACGAGGGGAGCGAAGGAGAGGAAAGUGACGACACGGCAUACGACAGACGCCAUGCCAUCCCACCUUGUGACCUGCCCUGAACAGGAACAGACAAAGCUUUACCACAUUUUCACAAUACUAAUUCUGUAUUUCAGCACCCACCUUGCUGGAUGAAAGACUUUGAGUACCUACGUGUGUUGUGUGUUUGUUCUGCUUUGAGAAACUUGACAUAAUUGAAUAGAGGGUUCAAGUAUGUUUCUUAGUGUCAGCUUAAUAGUCUAGCAACACCAAUUGUAUGUAACUUACAGCUUAUUUGCUUUUAUUGGUUAUUUGCUUUUACAGGAUUUCAAUAAUAAACCGGAUGAGUGCUUUGAGCGUUUAUUGCA